Molecule: messenger RNA, 1722 nt
Organism: Talaromyces rugulosus
Lineage: Eukaryota; Fungi; Ascomycota; Eurotiomycetes; Eurotiales; Trichocomaceae
Exons: 4
Coding region: 1-1722 (573 amino acids)
Biological process (GO): 'de novo' IMP biosynthetic process
Molecular function (GO): phosphoribosylaminoimidazole carboxylase activity; ATP binding; metal ion binding
Source: RefSeq, a predicted model, not a curated record
AUGAUGUGGAACUCUCCCAAAGUUGGCAUAUUGGGUGGCGGGCAACUGGGCCGCAUGCUAACAGAGUCGGCCAAUCGACUGAAUAUCGACGUGCGCAUUUUGGACGCUGAAAACGCACCAGCCAAGCAGAUAAGCGCCCAUGAAAACCACACAGUCGGCCACUUCAACGACCAACAGGCCGUUCAGGAGCUUGCCAAAACUUGUGAUGUCGUGACCGCAGAAAUCGAACAUGUCAACACCCAGGCGCUCGAGGCGGUGGCCUCGCAGGUCAAGAUAGAGCCUUCUUGGGAGGCGAUCCGCAUCAUCCAGAACAAAUACGACCAGAAAAAACACUUGUCCAAGUUCAACAUUCCCAUGGCAGAUUACCGUGAACUCACACAGAAUACACCAGAGGAGCUAGUCCAAAUUGGAGAACAACUGGGUUUUCCAUUGAUGCUGAAAUCCAAGACUCUGGCUUAUGAUGGAAGAGGAAAUUACCCGGUCAAGUCAAAGGAGGAGAUUCCUGCAGCCCUUGAAGCGCUGAAGGAGCGUCCAUUAUAUGCCGAGAAGUGGGCUAACUUCACGAUGGAACUAGCUGUCAUCGUUGUCAAGACAAACGACAGUGUUCUUUCAUAUCCUACUGUUGAGACCGUCCAAGAAGACUCGGUAUGCAAACUAGUUUACGCCCCGGCUCGCAAUGUAUCAGAUAUCAUCAACAAAAAGGCCCAAGAACUUGCACGAAACGCCGUAGCCGCUUUUAAAGGCAAAGGUGUCUUUGGUGUCGAGAUGUUCCUGCUCGAGGACGACUCAAUCUUGCUGUGUGAGAUUGCGAGCCGCGUUCACAACUCUGGACACUACACGAUCGAGGGCUGCGGUCUUUCUCAAUUCGAUACCCACCUCCGCGCGAUCCUUGAUCUGCCGAUCCCCGCACAGAGCGUCGAGCUUCGACAGCCAUCCGUCAUGCUCAAUAUCAUCGGCGGAGCCACCCCUGACUCCCAUUUGAAGGUGGCAGAGCGCGCGCUUUCAAUACCCAAUGCUAGCAUCCACCUGUACAGCAAAGGCGCCGCCCGACCUGGACGGAAAAUGGGCCAUAUCACGGUAACCGCAGCGACAAUGUACGAAGCCGAGACCUUUAUUCAGCCCCUGAUUGAUACUGUCGACGAGAUUCGGGCACAGCGCAGCGAUAUAAAGACGGCAGCUGCCAAAUCCGGCGCAUCGAAGCCUACCCCGACCGUUGGGGUUAUUAUGGGCUCAGAUAGUGAUCUCAAGACGCUAGUACCUGGCCUCAAGCUUUUGAGAGAUUACUUUGGCAUUGACCCAGAGGUUGAGAUCACAUCCGCCCACCGAACGCCCAACUACAUGGCCGAAUAUGCAGAGAAGGCUGCAUCAAGAGGGAUCAAGGUUAUUAUCGCGGCAGCGGGGGGUGCUGCCCACUUGCCUGGUAUGGCCGCCGCCCACACUGCUCUCCCAGUGAUUGGAGUUCCUGUCAAGGGCAGCGCGUUGGAUGGGGUCGACAGCCUGUAUAGCAUCGUCCAGAUGCCACGAGGAGUCCCCGUUGCUACAGUUGGAAUCAACAAUAGCAUCAACGCUGCCUUGUUGGCUGCGCGCAUCUUGGGAUCGUACGAGCCGGCCGUUCAACGAAAAGUCGAGCAGUAUGCGGAAAAUGCCAAGGUUGAAAACUUGGAGCUUAAGGGAGUGAAGAUGAGGGAGCUUGGGUGGGAGAAAUAUUUUGAGCAGAUGUGA